UGUGUAUUUUUUGUUUAUGUAUAUGGUAUUUGUUCUAAUAUGGCUUAAAGUAUGUUUCUAUGAAAUAACAGUUUUGAAUGUUUGGGGUCAAACACUUUUUUUUCAGACUACGUCUGCACUUUCAUGACAGGAAAGAGCCCACUUCUCUCUUUUAUUAAUAAACAGUUAUUUCCCGCGAGAUCUCACAAACGUUAUGCAGGUUCUCGCAACGUUUUAACACAUCGUUUUUUCAUAAACUUAGAUUUUUUUUUCUCUUUCGCUCUCCAACUGGAAAAUUCCAUAAGAUCACUCAGUGACUAAUAUCUGUCGGUAGAUGGCGCUCCUACCGCGUGUACUACGAUUUUAGGAAGUCGGGUCACAUGAUAAAGCCGUCGUCUGGAAACGGAGCUUUUGAAUAGCUGUCGUGUACAAACGACAAUACUUUUGGAGUCAAUGUAACCUAGACAUCAGAUGGUCCCAUUAAACAACUGGGCUGUAAAAUUCGUAGUAUUUAAAACGUAGCCUACAGUGCGAACACAACGCGACUCCGUGUGUCUACUGACUGAAGUCCAAAGGUCUGGUUUUGAUUGCUUUAUUCUUAUGCCCAGUCAGCGCCUACACUUCCCAUUACUGCAAGCUAUGCUACGAGACAUUUUCUGCGACCACCACAUUAUCAUGACAUAAAUAACGAAUACACUGACGACCUAGAAACGGCUAUUACAAAUUGCAGAUAAAGUUAGAAAAGUUAGAUUGCGUGAUGUAAAAUGAAUCGUCUAACAGCCAAAGUAGUAGUAAUUGGAGCCGGAUUUGCUGGUCUUGCUGCUGCAGCCACCUUAUUUGAGGCUGGAUUUCAACAUGUACAGGUCCUGGAAGCCAUGGGGAGAGUGGGCGGCAGAGUGCACACAAUUAGACCAUUUGGCUCAGACAUCAUAGAGCUGGGGGCCAACUGGAUUCAUGGCCAGGAGGGGAACCCUCUCUUUCAGCUUGGUCAGGAGCAUGGUCUGCUGUCAGAGUGCUUCUCAGCCAGCACGAAAAUGUGUCUACCUGGAUCUGUAACUCUUUCUGACUACUUCUUUAAAGAGGAUGGGAGGUUUCUCCAGGCUGAGGACGUUGAGCCGGUGUGCGCUCAUUUCAGUCAACUGACUUCCAGGGCAUUCGACUCUGAGCUGGAGGACAGGCACCGCUGCCUAAGCCUUGGGGGUUACCUUGAUGAUGCCUUUGCUGAAUCGCCUCUGGCAGCAACAGAGGACGGGCUGAAGGUUUUUGAGUGGUGCAAGCGGUGUGAGUGCACAGACGAGGCAAGCUCUUCCCUCUAUGAGGUGUCUGCCUCUCAGAUUGGGCACUACGUGGCCCUUGAGGGGGGCUUUUUUAACUCCCUUGGCCCCGGAGGGUAUCAAGCAUUUAUAGACAUCCUUCUUAAACGGUUACCUGCUGGGGUGGUCAUGACAAAUACCCCUGUUGCGAACAUUGAGUGGGCCCUAAAUGGGGGAGACCAGGGCAAGGAGCCGACCCAUCCUGUGAGGGUUGUCUGUGAAGAUGGCCAGAGCUUUGAAGCAGACCAUGUGAUGGUGACGGUCUCGUUGGGGGUGCUGAAGCAGAGGGCCGCACUGAUGUUUCGCCCCCCUCUCCCAGACACCAAGAUGGCUGCUAUUGAAAGACUUGACAUUGGCACGGUAGACAAGAUCUAUCUCCGCUUUCCCGAGAGGUUUUGGCCAGAAGAUUGUGCAGGUAUACAGUUGGUAUGGGACAAGGGACCUGAGGAUGCCGCCGUCUAUAAUUCAGAGCUGGAAGGGGAGGCCUGGAAGGAGACCUGGUAUAAAAAAGUCUGCGGCUUUGACACGGUGGCCCGCCACGCGAAUGUUCUGUGUGGCUGGAUCACAGGUAGAGAGGCACUCCACAUGGAGACCCUGGAGGAUGAAGAAGUGGGAGAGGUCUGUGAGAGAUUACUCAGGUCUUUCACUGGCUGGUCUGUACCUGAGGUCUCUCAGGUGUUAAUAUCCCGGUGGGGGUGUGACCCCUAUGUGCGUGGCUCUUACACAUUUGUCCCACCAGGGGUGCUAGCAGAGAAGGAACAUGGAGCUUUGGCAGCACCUCUCCCACUUAAGCCAAGUUCUGCAGACAGGAAGCCUCUGCAGGUGCUGUUUGCUGGAGAGGCGACGCAUGUGAACUUUUAUACCACUACACAUGGAGCUUAUCUCUCAGGUAUCAGAGAGGCACAGAGACUCAUUAACUUUUACGCCUAGAGAUUCUUAGAAAGAGAAACUCUCACUCCCAUGAUAGACUUCCUGGAAGUUACCUAACAUCUAAUUCUGAGUUGUCAAUGACCAAAGCUAAGAGUUAUCCUUAUCUGAUUUUGACUAAAGCCUGACAGACACUGUGCAACUUUUCUCAAUCACAUACGAUGCAGUAACUCACACUACAUGUUUCGCACGGACAGAAACUCACGAUUGCUGGGCUCACACUAAGGGAAAUCGGACCGUGGAACUAGUUGCACUACAAGACAGUCAACAAAAAUUUUAGACAUGCCAGAAAUCUAACCCAAUUAUUUGAGAGCUGGAAUGUUGAUUGUUCAGGCUUUUAAUGGGGAGGUGUGACCCUGCUCAAACCGCACAAUAAACUGUCACUAAAAUGUAAUUAAUUGAUUGAAAUAGGGAAACAGCCUUGUGUUGAUACUACCCCAUUAAUAAUUUUGAAUAAUCGUUUAUCAUUGACAGAUUAUCCUGGAUGUGUAUGAUAUUUUCAGUGUUCAAUUUGUUAUUCUUUAUUUGUAUAGCCUACCUAUAUUUCUACUCUGACAAACACUAUGGGCAGAAAUGAUUCUAAAUGAAUUAGAAUAUUUUAUUUUUAUUUGAAUUGCUCUGUUUGAAUAACUGCAUUGAAAAACUGAAUCUGAAUUCCAAGAUUUGAAAUUGAAUUUAUUAGUUUGGAACUGAAUUCCAAUAAACUUGAAAGUGAAUGUAAUAUUAUGAAAUUGAAUACAUUUGCUCUGAAACUGUACUAGAUCCUCACUGAAAGUUCAACUCUAUAUAAGUCUCUAUAUGUACCCAACCACUGUGUCGUUUCAUGGUAUUAAUACUGAGUCACAAAAAUGUUGAAUGGGUUAAAAGAUUUAUUUACCAGA
Messenger RNA from Clupea harengus (Atlantic herring), 3100 nucleotides. RefSeq names its product spermine oxidase. The record is from RefSeq and is a predicted model, not a curated record. Gene Ontology annotation, molecular function: polyamine oxidase activity. NCBI's taxonomy places the organism in Eukaryota, Metazoa, Chordata, Actinopteri, Clupeiformes, Clupeidae.